Molecule: messenger RNA, 906 nt
Organism: Pistacia vera
Lineage: Eukaryota; Viridiplantae; Streptophyta; Magnoliopsida; Sapindales; Anacardiaceae
Product: protein BIC2-like
Exons: 2
Coding region: 195-638 (147 amino acids)
Biological process (GO): blue light signaling pathway
Source: RefSeq, a predicted model, not a curated record
GUCUUCUAAAAUCUUUCCUACACUUCAACUUCACCACACAUUGUCCAGGCAUGAAACGUAGGCCCAUCGCCCACCAUUCAUAACAUUUUCCUUACGUGUAUUCCAAACCCCCACCCAUUCUCCUUCUCUCCUUCCCCACUUCUUUAUAUUAUAAAAUCUUUUCCACUUCCUCACAAAUCCCUUCUAUAUUCAUCAUGGACACUCCUUCUCCUCGUAAUUACACUAAAGAAGAGCCAUCUGAAAUGAGUUACAGGAACUUUUCACAAGCCGUUCGAAGAAUUAAAGCAAGCAGCAAGGCAACUGGGUUGCAUGGCUCUUCAGAUGUUAGUAGUAUUAAUGAGGGUGAGUUAGUUUUGCAGAAUAAGGAUAAGGAUAAUUAUAGCGUUAAUGGCGGACGUGAGAGGCUGAAGAGACAUAGAGAAGAAGUGGCGGGGAGUGUGUUGAUACCGGAUCAAUGGGGGCAAGAAGAAAUGCUUAAAGAUUGGACUGAUUGUUCUGCUUUUGAAGCUUUGUUGGUUCCUAAUAAGAUCGCUUCUGCUCGUAAAGCUCUUGUUGCGGAUCAUGGACGUGGAGCCAGUCGUGCUUCCACUUCUACUUCUCCUCAUCAACAACGUCUGAGGAUAGAGAGUAGGUGUUAAAUUAUCGAUCAUUAUUAUUAUUUUUUAGAAGCCAGUGGUUAAUUCUCUUAGAUCUCGAUCUCUUGUUGGGUUUUGUAUCAUAUUACUAUUAUCAGAAUUUCUCUGACCUCUUCGCUAGUCAGUUUAGAGAAUAAACAAGCGUUCGGCCGAAGAAUGAAUUAUGCCUAGUACUGUAUAUUUUGCUACUCUUAUUAGUUAUCAUAUUAAUUCUUGUGUACUGGCUUCAUGAUGUUGAUGAUAAGCAAAUUUUUAACAGUUGUUUUUGUAA